Messenger RNA from Diabrotica virgifera virgifera (western corn rootworm), 2038 nucleotides. Its product is annotated as nose resistant to fluoxetine protein 6-like. The coding region runs from base 75 to 1997 and encodes 640 amino acids. Lineage: Eukaryota; Metazoa; Arthropoda; Insecta; Coleoptera; Chrysomelidae. The transcript is spliced from 11 exons. The record is from RefSeq and is a predicted model, not a curated record. Gene Ontology annotation, molecular function: acyltransferase activity, transferring groups other than amino-acyl groups.
UUUUCUUGUAUGAAGCGGUCAUAUUAAAUUUACAGAAACACAUAGAGUAUAAUAUAUACACUCUUUAGUACAACAUGAAUGUAUUGAACAUAGUAUUUUUAUUUCUUGUAACAGUUUUUCCUGCUAUUGAAGGGUUGGUUACAGACAAAGAUUAUGCUUCUUUACCAGACUUAUUUCAUCAAGAUAAUUUUGAUAAAUGCAUGCUUUUUGAUGAUGAAGCACUGUACUGCUAUUUUGAAUACGAAUUGGAACCACAAAAUAAUGAGAAUGCCGUGUGGAAAGCUAUGCAAGAAUUAUCAAAAGACAGUUACAAUUACAGACAUGAUAACUUGAGACACUGGAUAUGUGUUCCGACUACUUGUCCCAAUGUUACAGAAAAGUUUGAAGACAGCACCACGCUAACGAAACAAAUUAAUAAUUGUUACGAUAAAAAAAUGUUUAAGUAUGGAUUCAGAGGAACCGUCAAAAAUUUGACAUGUGACACAAACAAAUCUAAAUUCCCAGUUGACUGGAUAGAUAUAUUAGUUGCCUACUUUUUCAUUGUCUACAUAAGUAUUGUACUUUUAUGUACAAGUGUAGAUAAUGUAAUAGAAAACUGGUAUGAGAAAGACUACGAAAAAUUUUCUAAUACAAGCUAUGGAAGAAUAGUCAACUCGUUUUCUUUAUGUACAAGCUGGAUCAGACUUAGAACUGUAAAAAGCACGCCAGAAGUCGACUAUUUAAGACCAUUGCAAGGUCUUCGAUUUUACAAUAUAGUUAUUGUUAUUUUGAGUCACACGUCCAUGGCAGGUCUAAUCAGUUCAGUUUCUAACACGAAGUUCGUAGAAACGAUGAAUUCAUCUCUUGGUAAUAUUUUUAUGUCCAGUGGACCAUUAUGUGUUUCUACAAUGUUUUGUUUAUCUUCUACUCUCUUAUCUUAUGGAAUUUUUUCUCGUUUCGAAAAAAGAAAACUUACAUUAAAUCAUUUGGUAAUGCUUUUCGUUGACCGAUAUUUAAGGUUGAUACCGCCAUUAGCAGUAGUCCUACUUUUUAACGUAACUUGGUGGCGCCACAAUGGAAGCGGUCCAAACUGGAACAGGAUUGUUGGAAAAGAAUAUUUAAAUUGUAGAAAAAAUAUGUGGACUAACUUAAUGUUUCUAAAUAACUUGAUAGAUCCUGAAAAUAUGUGCACACCUACCACAUGGUAUGUAGCACUCGAUACACAAUAUUUCAUCAUGAUUUUGCUACUUUUGUGGUAUAUAAAAAAACAUGAAAAAUAUAUGUUACAUAUAGUUGGAGGCUUAUUAUCCACAACUCUAUUAAUCACAUUCUACAUCAACUAUAUCAACAAAUUGGAAGCUUUGAAUAUACCAAAGGCAGAGACCCUGUAUAAUAUGAAAAACCUAAGGGGAAAUCCGCAUUGGCAUAAACAGAUUAUAUCACCCUUUGGAAACACAUGCGGUCCUCUGCUUGGUGUUAUCUUUGGUUAUAUCAUAUAUAAAACAAAAAACGUCAAGAUGUUCAAACAAAAGAGAACAAUGUGGAAAAUACUAUUCUAUUUUUUCUUUUGCAUUCCGGCGCUAUCGAUUAUAAUAAUUCCAGGUUGGUAUAUAUUAGUACUCAAACCUGAAUAUGAUCCAUUUGUGGCUUCUUUCAUCGCCGUGAUUGGCAGACCUAUAUUUAUUUUAUCGAUAGGAUUUGGAAUAUAUGGAUGCUUGCACGGUAUUGCUGGAAUUCCCGAACAUGUAUUAAAAUGGCACCCGGUGUAUAUUUUGGGCAGAUUGUCUUAUAGUGUUUAUCUAGUACAAUGUACAAUAAUUUUAUCCAGAGCAGCAGUAGCGAGAGCUCCUGCAUAUGUUUCCGAAAUACAAAUUGCUUAUUAUCUGCUGGGAGAUGUUGCAGCUUCUUUUCUUGUAGCUCUCUUGGUGACAUUAUUUUUCGAAAUGCCAAUUUCAGCCUUGCAGAAGUAUCUAUUGCCACGACGUUCAAAAAAUAUUGAAGAGAAGAAAGAACAAUAGUAGCUAUUUAUUUUUGUAUUGUAAUAAAAAUAUUAGACCAA